Molecule: messenger RNA, 1861 nt
Organism: Suncus etruscus (white-toothed pygmy shrew)
Lineage: Eukaryota; Metazoa; Chordata; Mammalia; Eulipotyphla; Soricidae
Product: cytochrome P450 4B1-like
Exons: 12
Coding region: 11-1546 (511 amino acids)
Molecular function (GO): heme binding; iron ion binding; oxidoreductase activity, acting on paired donors, with incorporation or reduction of molecular oxygen
Source: RefSeq, a predicted model, not a curated record
CACUCUUGCCAUGCUGCCGGUUUUGGUCUCUCUGAGCCCCUCCCGCCUGGCAUUAUGGGCCUCAGUGCUGGUCUUGGUCCUGGUUCUUCUCAAAUUUGUUACUUUGCUGCUGCGGAGACAGAUGUUGGCCAAGGCGAUGGACAACUUUCCUGGGCCACCUACUCACUGGCUCUACGGGCAUGCCCAUGAGAUAAAGAAGGUAGGAGGAUUGGAUAAGGUGGUGUCGUGGGCCAACCAGUUCCCCUAUGCCCACCCACUCUGGUUCGGGCAGUUCCUGGGCAUCCUGAACAUCUAUGAGCCUGACUAUGCUAAAGCUGUGUACAGCCGAGGGGACCCUAAGGCCCCAGAUGUGUAUGAUUUCUUCCUGCAGUGGACUGGGAAAGGCCUACUGGUUCUCCAUGGGCAUAAAUGGUAUGAGCGCCGAAAGCUGCUCACACCUGGCUUCCAUUACGACGUGCUAAAACCCUAUGUGGCUAUUUUUGCUGAGUCCACAAACAUCAUGCUGGAUAAGUGGGAGAAAAAAGCUUGUGAAGACAAGAGCUUUGACAUCUUUAGCGACGUGGGUUUCAUGGCGCUGGACACAUUCAUGAAAUGUACCUUUGGCAAAGGAGCCAGUGGCCUGAAUCAGAGGGACAACGCAUACUACUUGGCAGUCAGUGACCUCACACUGCUGGUGCAGCAGCGUAUCGAGACCUUCCAGUACCACAAUGACUUCAUCUACUGGCUCACUCCACAUGGGCGCCGCUUCCUGCGUACCUGCAAAGUGGCACAUGACCAUACAGAUCAGGUCAUCAAGGAGAGGAAGGCAGCCCUGAAAGAAGAGAAAGAGUUACAGAAGGUACAGAACCGCAGACACCUGGACUUUCUGGACAUUCUCCUGGGGGUUAAGGAUGAAAAUGGGUCUAAGCUAUCAGACACAGACCUCCGGGCUGAAGUGGAUACAUUCAUGGUUGCAGGCCAUGACCCCCCAACCAGUGGCAUCUCCUGGUUUCUCUACUGCAUGGCCAAGUACCCUGAGCACCAGAGUCGUUGUCGGGAGGAGAUUCGAGAGAUCAUCGGGUACCAGGACUCCAUACAGUGGGAUGAUCUGAGCAAGAUGACAUACCUGACCAUGUGCAUCAAGGAGAGUUUCCGCCUCUACCCGCCUGUGCCCCAGGUGUACCGCCAGCUCAACAAGCCUGUCAACUUCGUGGAUGGCCGCUCUCUGCCUGCAGGUAGUCUGGUGUCCCUGCACAUCUAUGCCCUCCACAGGAACAGUGCUGUGUGGUCCGACCCUGAGGUCUUUGAUCCCCAGCGCUUUUCCCCUGAGAACGUGUCUGGACGCCACCCCUAUGCCUUCAUCCCAUUCUCUGCAGGACCCAGGAACUGCAUUGGGCAGCAAUUUGCCAUGAAUGAGAUGAAGGUGGUCACAGCUCUCUGCUUGCUCCGUUUUGAGUUUUCUUUGGAUCCCUCUCGUCUCCCCAUGCAGAUUCCCCAAGUGAUUCUGCGCUCCAAGAAUGGCAUCCACUUGCACCUGAAGUCACUAAGACAAUGCUCUGGGAAGUAGCUCUGUUGAGAAUAGAGUCCUAGACCCAUUGGUCUCUUGCUCAGGACCUUUCCCUGGGCAUUGCUAUCUUGAGUAGUGUGGACUCUUGUCUUUGAGAAGCUUGUAGUUUAGAAGUGAAGUAGGGUCCAUCCUACUUCAUCCCUUUGAGGGCUAUGCCAUGGAAAUGCAUACUUAUUGUUAAGUAGAUUAAAGAGCUCACUCAUUCAUCCAACAAACAGUGAGCAUGUACUUCUAGAAUCGUUAAUCUUCUAAUCUCCAAAAAUGAUUAUAGAGCUAUAAUGUAUCAGAAACUCAUCUCAGUCCAAGUGACAUAGA